CGUCCUUGAAGGGGAAGCCGGGGAAGCCGGGGAAGCCGGCGACAGCGUUACGCUGGUGCGGGAUGAAACGGGUAGUGGCUCUGGAGUUGGCCAGGAGGACGUAGCGACGGCGGACGCCUCUUGGGAGUCCCGGAGCCGCGGUGUCUGAAGUCAGUACUAUUGAAUAUGAGACGAUCUGCAGCACCAAGUCAGUUGCAGGGGAAUUCCUUCAAAAGACUAAAAUUUUUACCCCCAGGAAGAAGUAAUCCAAGUCCAAAAGAAGAGAUUAUAAAACUGAAUCCAGAUAUAAAGUUAUUUAAGGGUGCUGCAGAUAACUCCUUUCAGCAGUCAGAAAAUGAUGCUAGAAUAUGCAGUACAAACCCUCUGCCUACAGAAGAAAAUACUAAAGAAAUUAAUCAUGGGAAUAAUUCUAGGAUAAACUGUUUCGUUGAAGCAUCUGCCACGACCUCAUUAGAUCCACCUCCUUUCGUUCAUCCAGACCCUAAAGAAAUAACAGCAUUUAGGAGGAAAGAAGAUGAAUCUGAAAGUCAGGCUAAGUAUUUCAGUGUUGUUUGGUGUAAGGCUUCAAAGAAAAAACACAAGAAGUGGGAAGGUGAUGCUGUUCUUAUUGUAAAAGGAAGGUCAUUUAUAUUAAAAGAUUUAGAAGGCAAAGACAUUGGGAAAGGCAUUGGUUAUAAUUUAAAAGAAUUUGAAAAGAUUGAAGAGGGCCAAACACUGAUGGUUGGUGGAAAAGAAAUAGAGGUCAUGGGUGUGAUCUCUUCGGAUGACUUCAGCAGUGGCAGGUGUUUUCAGCUUGGAGGAGGAAGUCCUGCUGUCUCAAGUUCUUCUCUAACUGCCAGGAGCUGUUUUUCUAAACCCUUUAAAAGUGUCUGUAAACCAAGUUCAAAGGAAAAUAGACAGAAUGACUUCCAAAAUUGUAAACCACGCUAUGACCCUUAUAUGCCAAAUUCCCUUGUCAUGCCACAACCAGACAAGAACCACCAGUGGAUGUUCAAUAAGAAAUGUUUCCCUCUUGUGGAUGUAGUGAUAGAUCCUCACCUUGUAUAUCAUCUUCGACCACAUCAGAAAGAAGGAAUCAUAUUCCUUUAUGAGUGUGUGAUGGGAAUGAGAAUGGAUGGCAGAUGUGGAGCUAUUCUUGCUGAUGAAAUGGGUUUGGGGAAAACACUGCAAUGCAUUUCGCUCAUCUGGACCCUACAGUGUCAGGGGCCCUAUGGAGGCAAGCCAGUCAUAAAGAAGACACUUAUUGUCACACCUGGAAGCUUGGUGAAUAAUUGGAGGAAAGAAUUUCAAAAAUGGCUAGGAAGUGAGAGGAUCAAGAUAUUUACCGUUGAUCAGGACCACAAAGUUGAAGAAUUUGUCCAAUGUAUGUUUUACUCUGUUCUUAUAAUCAGUUAUGAAAUGUUACUUCGUUCCCUGGAUCAAAUUAAGAAUAUAAAAUUUGAUCUUCUAAUCUGUGACGAGGGGCAUCGUUUAAAGAAUAGUGCUAUUAAGACCACUGCCGCCCUCAUUAGCCUGUCCUGUGAGAAAAGGAUAAUUCUAACUGGUACUCCAGUUCAGAAUGAUCUCCAAGAAUUUUUUGCACUGAUUGAUUUUGUAAAUCCAGGAAUAUUAGGCUCUUUGUCAUCUUAUAGGAAAAUAUAUGAAGAACCCAUCAUUGUAUCAAGGGAACCUUCUGCUUCUGAGGAAGAAAAGAAGUUAGGAGAGAGAAGAGCAGCUGAACUUACUUGCCUCACUGGACUCUUUGUUCUUAGAAGAACCCAGGAAAUUAUAAAUAAGUAUCUUCCACCGAAAAUAGAGAAUGUGGUCUUUUGCCGACCAGGUGCACUGCAGAUUGAGCUUUAUCGAAAGUUAUUGAAUUCUCAGGCUGUCAGGUUCUGUCUUCAAGGGCUGUCAGAAAGUAGUCCUCAUCUGUUGUGUAUCGGGGCACUUAAAAAACUCUGCAAUCACCCCUGCCUUUUGUUCAGCACUGCGAAGGAAAAAGAAUCUAGCUCAUCCUGUAAUGAAGAUGAAGAAAGAAGUCUGUACAAAGGCUUGCUAAACGUGUUCCCUGCUGAUUAUAACCCUCUCCUGUUUACUGAGGAGGAGUCAGGAAAGCUGCAGGUGCUGUCGAAGCUUUUAGCGGUUAUCCACGAGCUCCGACCCACUGAGAAGGUGGUAUUGGUAUCCAACUAUACUCAAACCUUGAAUAUUUUACAAGAAGUAUGCAAGCGUCAUGGAUAUGCUCAUACAAGACUUGAUGGACAAACACCCAUCUCUCAAAGGCAGCAAAUUGUUGAUGGCUUCAAUAGUAAAUACUCUUCUGAUUUUAUUUUUUUGUUAAGUUCAAAAGCUGGUGGUGUGGGACUUAACCUUAUUGGAGGAUCUCACUUAAUUCUCUAUGACAUUGAUUGGAAUCCAGCCACUGAUAUCCAGGCAAUGUCUAGAGUAUGGCGAGAUGGUCAGAAACAUCCUGUACACAUUUACAGACUGCUAACCACAGGUACAAUAGAAGAGAAGAUCUACCAAAGGCAGAUCAGUAAGCAGGGUCUCUCUGGGGCAGUUGUAGACCUAUCUAAGACGUCUGAACACAUUCAGUUUUCAGUAGAGGAGCUUAAAAAUCUGUUCACAUUGCAUGAAAAUUCAGACUGUGUUACUCAUGACCUGCUUGACUGUGACUGUACAGGAGAAAAAGAUCGUACAGGUGAUUCACUGGAAAAUUUUGCAGUCUGUAGACCUUGCCAGCUUGGUCCACAUCACCAGAAAUCCAGCUCCCGGAAACCUCUAUCUAUGUCACAGCUGAAGCAAUGGAAACAUUUUUCUGCAGGUCAUUUAAAUCAUACAGAUCCUUUUCUUGAAAGGAUAAGAGAAAAUGUGUCAUUCUUCUUUCAGAAUGUAACCAAUCAAACUGCAGCUAUAAAAUGAGCGAUUACUUUGUGACAUUUGCUUGCCCAUCUUUAAAAAACUAAUAUAAUAAUUUAAUGUCAUUUUUGAGGUUAAUUAUUUAAAUUAUGUAUUUUGUUACAAAAUGUAUCCGUUUUAUUACAGUCAUUAAAAUUGCUUGAAUUGUUUUUAUGUAAUUUUCAUUGUUGGAAAGGAAACAUUAAAAAUAUGCUUCUGUCAUCUGUGAUUAA
Oryctolagus cuniculus (rabbit) is the source of this 3110-nucleotide messenger RNA. It is a transcript of the gene RAD54B, whose product is annotated as RAD54 homolog B. The record is from RefSeq and is a predicted model, not a curated record. NCBI's taxonomy places the organism in Eukaryota, Metazoa, Chordata, Mammalia, Lagomorpha, Leporidae. Gene Ontology annotation, molecular function: DNA translocase activity; ATP binding. Gene Ontology annotation, biological process: reciprocal meiotic recombination; double-strand break repair via homologous recombination. Gene Ontology annotation, cellular component: nucleus.